Molecule: messenger RNA, 2204 nt
Organism: Gopherus evgoodei (Goodes thornscrub tortoise)
Lineage: Eukaryota; Metazoa; Chordata; Testudines; Testudinidae
Product: protein mono-ADP-ribosyltransferase TIPARP-like
Exons: 7
Coding region: 407-1765 (452 amino acids)
Molecular function (GO): metal ion binding; NAD+ poly-ADP-ribosyltransferase activity
Source: RefSeq, a predicted model, not a curated record
UGUAACUGAUGUGGGAGUGUCUGCCUGAAUCUGAAGAGAGUUGGGAACAAUGGGGUGAAUUUUCUAAGUCAUCUCAAUGGCAUGUUGAUUUAUUUGCCCUCAGAGCCCUGCCAAUGUUAUCCCAACAGAGAACUCUGUAUGUGGCAGGAGAAGAAGAGUGCAUUGGGGCUAGCCAUCCAAGCAAAUAGCCACUGGGAUGGGUUUCUGGGCCUACAACAGACAGAAGGAUUCAACUCUUCUUCUUGCAAAACCAAGACACUUCUCCCAAGAUGCCAGAUUUUUGAAGGAGUUGGGUUCCUCCAAAGAACCGAACUGCUCUUUACAACUCCACUUCCCUUGAGAUCUCAGAGCUUCUUCAGCCAAUGGGAAACCAGUUCCUAAGAUCAUAAAAAACAUUGUCUUCUCAAUGGAUUUACAGAAUGAGAAGAGGUCUCCAGAGCACUUAGCCAGUGAAGAUGAGGCCCAGUUCCAUAUCCAUCAGGCAGACGGGAUCAGAAUCUGUGACCACUUUCUCCUAGGAAACUGUCCUGAAGGACCUGGCUGCCCACUCCACCACACUCGCUAUCCCUACCACUGGCAGUUAAGGCGGAGUGACAACAAAGCCUGGCAGAGUUUGAGUGACUCAGCUCAGCGGCACCUGGAAAAUCUUUACUGCAAUGUUAACAAAAGUCAUGCUCAUUUUUUGGACAACAAUAAUUCUUCUGGGAAACUUGCCCUGACUUCCUUGGAAGUGAUAACCUCUGAGACCUAUGACAAAGCAAGGCGUCUUUCCAACACCUGUGAUUCACAGCAGAACCCCCAUUUUCCCACACAGUGGGCAGUGUUUUGGAAAAAUGGUGAUAAAUGGAUAAAAUACGAGGAGCCCGUCUUCAGUGAUCUCCUCUCUGCCUUUGAGGAGGAUAAGGAAUUGCACAACUUCGAGCUCCGGGGCAAGAACUAUAGCGUGGAUUUGAAGAGGUUUGUGCAACAUAGCAUGGAACGGGGAUACGUUCGCCACAUCCAGCGCCGGCCUUCCUACCGAUCACUCCUCAGUAUGAUGCCAUACCUGCAGAUGAUCUCAAGUAAAGCCAGUAUACCCUCUUGUCCUACUCAUGACAUCCCUGGGGAAGAUCCCAUGGAUGGUUACUAUGGUCCAUACCCUGCUGCUUGGAUUCCACAGCCAACUGUUGAUCAGGCUUUCCUGCAAAUGGAGGUGACGCCAUCAGAAGCUGCAUACCGCUCUACUUGUGUUCUCUUCCACCAGUCUCUUCCAGAGGAUGAGGUCCUGGUGCUGGCAAUUUACAGGAUCCGGAACGAAGAUCUCUGGCAAAGAUAUACUAACCGGAAAAAAAUCAUGACUUGGGGAAGAACAAAGCUUGAGAAACUACAACUGGAGAAGCACCUCUUCUUUGGAACCUCAGCCAGAAACGUGGAGCCCAUUUGCAAGACAAACUUCAGCCAGUUCCUGCCGGAACAGCACAGCCCUAUUUUUGGCCAGGGCAUUUAUUUCUCAUUGACAGCAGAUUAUUCAAACCGAUACUCCCGUGCAAAGAAAGGUGGGAUGCGCUACAUGUUCCUGGCCAAGGUUUUAGUGGGCAAGACUGUGGCUGGGAGAGCACAUUACCGCCGGCCCCCAGAACAGGAGCCUGGUGGGCAACUCUAUGACUCUUGUGUCAAUAGUGUGACCAAGCCCCAGGUGUACGUGGCCUUUGACAACUUCCAGUGCUACCCCUACUUUCUUAUCCACUACAAGCUCCUCUCUGACCCUGUGGAGCUGUACAGCUGAUGGCACAAGGAGGAGGGGCUUUUAUGCUCUCUCUGAAUCAUCCACAUAAUGACUUCUACCAUCAGAACAUGAAGAGGGUUGGUUUUAGUCCUUCCCUUUCCUUCGAGCUAUACUCCUUGUAAAGGACUUUACAAAUAGUUCCUGGGCAUACAGAGAGUGCUAGCUGCAAGUACGUGUAGGCUGGGAUUUUCAAAGGUGCCUAAGGGAAUUAGGCACCCAACUCCCAUUGAAUUAGAAUGGAAAUUUGGCGCCUGAAUCCAAUUCAAAUUCAAGGGGAGUUGGAUACCUAGCUCUUGGGGUGGGAUUUUCAGAGGAGCCUUAAUCCUUUCAGUAUAGGAAAAACAUACCCAACUAAUUUCCACACCAUUCCUCCACCACCUUUUUGAAUUCUCACUGAUUAUCCCCUCUAUUCUUUCCCACAAUCCACAUUUACCCACCU